Messenger RNA from Sus scrofa (pig), 4617 nucleotides. It is a transcript of the gene ZKSCAN5, whose product is annotated as zinc finger with KRAB and SCAN domains 5. Gene Ontology annotation, molecular function: RNA polymerase II cis-regulatory region sequence-specific DNA binding; DNA-binding transcription activator activity, RNA polymerase II-specific. Gene Ontology annotation, biological process: regulation of transcription by RNA polymerase II. Gene Ontology annotation, cellular component: nucleus. The record is from RefSeq and is a predicted model, not a curated record. NCBI's taxonomy places the organism in Eukaryota, Metazoa, Chordata, Mammalia, Artiodactyla, Suidae.
GAGCACUUCCCGCCCGCUGCGAGGAGAGGGCCUCCGGGAUUCCUAGAGAGGACUCGGAAGUACUCUCGGGGGUGGGGUUUAUGGCUCUACACCGUUGGUCAGGGACAGCUUGGACUUGCUUACUUCCGGCGAGGAAGUGUUGGGAAGUGUCGGGUUCGGCUUUCUCUUCGUUUGUGAGAAGAAACCCGUCUUCCCAGCCUUGGCCGCAGGAGCCUGGUCUUCCAGCAGAGCUCCCCGGGACUGGGGCCUUGAGGACAGGCCUCUGUGUCCAGACCAUGGUCCUGUCCCUAACCUUGACCGGGCCGGUUUCCGUGGCUCGGGGUCAGGGGCGAUUGUGAGGAAUCCAGGUGCAAAAUCGGUACUUAAAACCCUGGUUCUCUUCGGGACCCAUGAAGUCUCCCGUUGGCCUGUCAAGCUCUUGUGGCUUGAGAAGGACAGGGCCAGUUUUGACCGUUGUACUGUUUUUGACCUCUGUUCUGACUUAAGUUGGCUUGUGGUAGAGAAGGAGCGGCUGCGUCUGGACUAGUUAUAGGUUGCAAGCUAAUGAACGUGUCCUUCAGAAGAUCUCAAGGAGCAGAGAACAAAGUUGAUCCGUGCCCCCCGGCUUACCUGGAGAGCUCUGCCUCUGAGUUGGAAUGAUAAUGACAGAAUCUGGGGAAGUUAUAGACUUAGACCUUCCAGCUGAGACGUCACAGGAGCAGGAGGACCUUCUCAUAGUGAAGGUGGAGGAAGAAGACUGCACCUGGAUGCAGGAGUACAACCCACCAGCGUUUGAGACUUUUUACCAGCGCUUCAAGCACUUCCAGUACCACGAGGCCUCAGGCCCCCGCGAGGCCCUCAGCCAGCUCCGGGUGCUCUGCUGUGAAUGGCUGAGGCCUGAGCUGCACACCAAGGAGCAGAUCCUGGAGCUGUUGGUGCUGGAGCAGUUCCUGACCAUCCUGCCGGAAGAGUUCCAGACCUGGGUGAGAGAGCAUCACCCAGAAAGUGGAGAAGAGGCUGUGGCCGUGGUGGAAAGUAUACAGAGAGAACUAGAGGAACGAAGACAACAGGUCCACUGUGGAGAUUUCCUGCCACUCCAGCAAAGAGAAGCAGUAUCCAGUGUGUUAACCUGGAGAAGACAAGCUGCGAUUUUAUUUAUGUUUUAAAUUACUGGUUUAUUUUUUGAAUGACAUGGUAGAAAAUUCAAAAGGCCCAUAAGAUUGUAAUGAAAAAUCGUGGCGUGUCCGGAAGGGCUUCCGCAGAAGAGAGUGCUGCCCGGGGCCGAGCCCGAGUCCUUCAGUCACCAGCUCCUGUCUGUGGAGCCGCAGCCCGAACAGGAGCCGCAGAAGCCUCAUCUUCUGGAGGAACAAGCCCUUCCUGCUCUCCAAGUUCCCUCCCUCCCCUUGAAGGACAGCCAGGAGCUGACAGCCUCCCUUCUCUCAGCUGGGUCCCAGAAGUUGGUGAAAAUUGAAGAUGUGGCUGAUGUGGCUGUAUCCUUCAUCUUGGAGGAGUGGGGACAUUUGGACCCGUCCCAGAAGUCCCUCUGUAGGGAUGACAGGAAGGAGAAUUAUGGGAGUAUUCCUUCCAUGGAUUACGAAUCCCGGAAUGACAACGUGGAACUCAGAGUCAAGCAGGUUUCUGAUGAAGCCGAAGCGCCCUGGAUGACCUCAGGAAGCCCUGGCAGCACUGCUGCCCCGAGUCAGGGGUUUGCAGAAGUGAGCGAGCUUCAGGGCGUGGUAGAAAGGUGGCAGGUGAGCCCCGCCGGGGGGAAAUCAAGGCAGAACCCUUCCCAGAAGAGAGAGCCCGUCCCCGACGGGAACCGGAAGCCCAACACCAGUGGCGAGAGAGGUCACCGGUGUAACGACUGCGGCAAGUUUUUCCUUCAAGCCUCGAACUUCAUCCAGCACCGGCGCAUCCACACGGGGGAGAAGCCGUUUAAGUGUGGGGAGUGCGGGAAGAGCUACAACCAGCGCGUGCACCUCACCCAGCACCAGCGCGUCCACACGGGCGAGAAGCCCUACAAGUGCCAGGUGUGCGGGAAGGCCUUCCGCGUCAGCUCGCACCUGGUCCAGCAUCACAGCGUGCACAGCAGGGAGAGGCCCUACGGCUGCCCCGAGUGCGGCAAGAGCUUCGGGCGCCACUCCCACCUGAUCGAGCACCUCAAGCGCCACUUCCGCGAGAAGCCCCAAAGAUGCAGCGAUAAAAGAAGUAAGACUACAAAAUUGAAUGUCAAGAAGAGAAUUUCGGAGUUUUCGGAAGCAGAAGGCAGAAUCCAAAGGAGCAUUUCUCAAGGUCAAGAUUUCGGAGACGGCCGUGAACACCAGGGCACGUUGGAGCGAAAGCAGGGCAUCCCCAGGAAGGAGCUGCUAGGACAGCCCUCUUCAAAGAGGAUGAAUUUCAGUGACGUCGCCUACGUCCACAAAAAGUCCUCCACCGGAGAGAGACCACACAAAUGUAACGAAUGUGGGAAAAGCUUUAUUCAGAGCGCACAUCUUAUUCAGCAUCAGCGGAUACACACUGGGGAGAAACCGUUUCGGUGUGACGAGUGUGGGAAAAGCUACAAUCAACGGGUGCACCUAACUCAGCACCAGCGGGUCCACACUGGGGAAAAGCCCUACACGUGUCCCUUGUGCGGGAAAGCAUUUCGAGUGCGGUCCCACCUGGUUCAGCAUCAGAGCGUGCACAGCGGGGAGAGACCCUUUAAGUGCAGUGAAUGCGGGAAAGGCUUUGGGAGGCGUUCGCACCUCGCGGGCCAUCUGAGACUCCACUCUCGGGAGAAAUCCCACCAGUGUCACGAAUGUGGAGAAAUCUUCUUCCAGUACGUCAGCCUCAUCGAACACCAGGUGCUCCACAUGGGCCCCAAAAAUGAACAGAACGGCAUUCGCGAGGAAGCGUACAGUUGGAACCUAACGGUGAUUGAAGAUAAGAAGCUCGAGUUACAAGAGCAGCCUUACAAGUGCGAUGUGUGCGGCAAAGCCUUUCGUUACAGCUCGGACCUCAUCCAGCACUACAGGACUCAUACCGCAGAGAAAGCCGCCAAGUGUGACACGUGCCGAGAAAGCGGGGGCCCGUGUUCCCACGUGAAACCACACCCAAAAAGCUGCUCCACCCUCAAGGCCCACCAGUGUACCGAAUGCGGCAGAGGCUUCACCCUGAAGUCACAUCUGAAUCAGCAUCAGAGAAUCCACACUGGCGAGAAACCCUUUCAGUGUAAGGAAUGUGGCAUGAGUUUCAGCUGGAGCUGCAGCCUCUUUAAACAUCUGAGAAGUCACGAGAGGACAGACCCCAUAAAUGCCUUCAGUGGAUAGAGGAUUCUGGCGUAGGACGCAGCUCUUACAGAAUUUUAGCAAAGCCUUCCUGAAGAGACACCCCACUCCUGUAACAAAUGCAAUAACAACUCCAAGCAUUUUCUCCCACUUAACCAUCAAGCCUAGGGAGAUGUUGAAAUCCUUCCGCCAGAACUUAGGAAGAAUGGAGAAGCCCCAGCAAAGAAAAUCUGCUCUUCCCAUUGAGAAAUGCUUUCAUUGGCAUCUCCAUCUGUGAGAAUAUGUAGACAAGAGAACCUAGGGAUACAGUGGAUGAAGAAAAGCCUGGCACGUUUUUCCUGUGAGUCUCAGAACCCUGACACUGCAGAAAGUCAUGAAUGCAGGAGAAAUAAGCUUCAUCUGUCGUUUCCGCCUUGGUUGUCAGCUUAUCUAUUCAGGGAGGAGCACAGUGAAAGAACGAGAACUCUUCAGCAGCAUCUUGGCUUGACACCCGGGCAAUGAACCUUUUCUGGAAACAGCAGUUCCAGCCACUGGAAUGCGCCAGGUGUUGUUCCCAUCUUGAGUACUAAACCCCUGGAAAAGAGUUGACUUAAGUUAUUUAUAAAAUUUGGGCAAAAUUGAGGUUCAGAGGCUGGAUGGUGCGUAUUCUUGCUGCCUUAUUCAAUCUCCAACUUCUCCAUGAAAUACAUUCUACGUUGUUUUUUUUUUUAUUUUAGCCGCCUCUGAGGCAGGCAGAAGUACCGGGCCCAGGGGUCGAACCCAAGCCACAGCAGUGACCCAAGCCACCAUGCCAGAUCCUUACCUACGAGGCCCCAGGGAACUCCCAAACUCUACUCGUUUGUUUUAAUUCUCCUGGCAUCAAGGUUAGCUAGUAGAAAAAGAAGUCUGUACAUUCAGGAGAAGCCGUGUUGGGCAGUCACAUCUUGGGGAGAGGGGAGCAGGCCCUGAGGGGAAUGGAGCAGAGAGGACAGGCAAACUGGGGCCUGGGUUUUAUUCUGUUACCCCAGGAAUGACGGCAGCUACAUCCACAGAAGGAACUGGACCAAGUUGAAUUAAGCAUUGCGGUCCCAGCAGUGUAUGUACCAGUUCCCAGUUGCCCUGGACAUAGAUCUUCCCGUAGGAUGGUGGCAUGUAGGAUGAGUUUCGAUUGAAGUGUGGCUGGAUUUGAAAGUAAACCCGAAUCAGGAGCAAGGUCUGGUGAGCCUUGCUUUGUGGGAAGGUCUGGGACGGGGUCGUGGGGGAAAGACGGAAAAGAGGGUUAACUGAAGCCCCUUUGCUAAGUGAGGGAGAGAGGCUUGUGGGCGCUGCUGAAGCCCUGCUCCCACUGACUGCCUGGCUUACAAUAAACACCCAAUAAAUACUUGCUGACUGC